UCUCUCUCUCUGUCUCUCUCUCUCUCUCUCUCUCUGUUUAAUUAGGACUUAUUCAGAAUUUAUUUUUAUUUUUCAAUGGAAAUCUCCCACAGACGGAUUAAACAGGAAUACCUGCUGUUGCCAUGGUGAUUUCAGACGCUGUAGGUCAGUUUGUGCAGGUAAAAAUCAGGCGAGGAAAGUCCUGAAGUCGGGGGUAAUCGAACGGGGAUCGGCCGCUGUGCCUCGUGAACACUGACGGCGGGCGAUCAAGGAUCACGGUUAUCAGACGGGGUAUCGGGGCCCAGUCUGAUUCUGUUGUGGUGUGAACGCCACUAUAGAUGAUGUCACAGCGAGAAGCUCCGCCCUGUUUCACGUGUCAUGAUGACCCCUGUUCUCAGCAGGUUUUCUGUCUGGUCUGUAUCUCUGCAGCCAACUCGGGCUCCCUGCAGGGCCCCAACACGCCUCAGUCCAGCAGCAGCAGCUCCCUGACCGAGGCACCCGGGGACCUGAAGCCUCCGACCCCCUGCUCCACCCCGCACAGCCACAUGGGCCCCCAGCCCGGGAACAGGAACAUGGGAGGAGUCAGCGUCCAGGACCCGUUCUCUGAAGGCAGCGACCCCGCCUUCCACAACAAGCGAAGUCCGGGACCCAGCGGCGGCGGCCCCUACCAGCAGGGAGGAGGGCCAACAGAUCCCUCGAUGAGGAUGCUGCAGUACGACACCAACAAGGACCCGUACGGAGGAGCGAGGAAAGGUCCAGGGCUCGGUGACGCCUGUAGUCCUGGUCAGAUGGCCAGCGGGGCCAUGCAGGACAUGUACCCCCGGGGGCCGUCCUCAGGACCCCAGACAGGAAUGGGCCCCAGACCCCAAUACCCCUACGGCCCCGGCUACGAGCGAAGGUCGGACCACGUGAUGGGACCAGAGGGAGGUCAGAACAGCAUGGGUCCGUCUGGAAACGAGGCCGGCAUGUACCCCGCCAACAGAUACCCCCCUCAAAGACACGGACACGAUGGUUACGGGCAGCAGUAUCCUCCCAGCAUGGCCUACAGUUCCCAUCAGCCCCUGUACCCUCAGCAGCAGGGCUACAAGCGUCUGAUGGAUCCUCUGUAUCCUCCUGCAAAGCGUCAUGAAGGUGAAGCGUUUGGCGUGCAGUCGUUCGGCUCUCAGCAGUCGGACAUGUUCGGCCCCUACAGCGGUGGAGGCGGGGCUUACAUGGGUCCAGAGCGGCGACCAGUCCAAGGUCAGUAUCCGUACCCGUACCCCAGGGACCGUCAGGGGCCCCCACAGCAAGGUCUUAUGGGCUCAGGACCAUCAGCGGUGCCUGGGGGGCCCGGCGAGGGGCAGCAGGCCAACAUGUGGCCCCCCAGGACAGACAUGAACUACCGUUCACGGCAGGGGCCAGCCUACCCCGCCAUGAGCCGAGGGGACGACCAGGAGGGCAGGGCCCCCCAGGACAACCAGUGGCCCCCGAGUCAUCCAGGCCAGCGCCAACCAACAUAUCCCCACUCCUCCCCCUCCCCCUCCCCCUCCAUGCUCCCCCUGACCUCCAGACAGCCCCUAUCGUCCUUCCAGGCCACGCCCACAGUCCAUAACCACUUGACCCGCCCUCACAGCCCCUCCUCCUUUCCCCGGCCAAUGGGGGGCUCCCUCUCUCCUAACGGCGCCCCCUACCUCUCCUCCAUGAAAAAAACAGGUCACCCCGUUGUCCCCCCCGGCCCCCUGUCCACUCACCUCAUCCAACGAGAGGUCAGCUUCCCCCCGGGCUCUGUGGAGGCCACACCCCCCAAAAUGAAGAUGCGGCGGCGGCUAACUUCCAAAGACACGGGGACUCCGGAGGCGUGGCGGGUAAUGAUGUCACUGAAGUCGGGGCUGUUAGCAGAGAGCAGCUGGGCGCUGGACACCAUCAACAUCCUGCUUUACGACGACAGCACGGUGGGCUCGUUCAGCCUCCCUCAGCUGCCUGGCUUCCUGGAGCUUGUGGUCGAGUAUUACCGCCGCUGCCUCAUCCAGAUCUUCGGCAUCCUGGAGGAGUACGAGGUUGGGACCCUGCUGGGAUCCCAGCCCGCCCCCCUUCAGAAGGAGGUGCAGGAGUCUGACAGCCAAUCAGAGGAGCCGAGGAGGUCAGAGGAGGAGGAGCUGAUGCCACUGCUCAGAGCUUUAGACGCAGAGGAGGAGGAGGUGAAGGAGGAGAACCAUGUGGUCAAAGAGGAGCUGGAGGUGAAGGAGGAGAAAGAGGAGGAGCCCCGUCCCCCGCAGGCCAGCAAGUACGACAGGCGGCCAAUCAGGGUGGAGGAGACGGGGGAGGAGUGGGAGGAGGCAGAGCAGCGUUGGGCGCAGCUCGGACGACCCAACGGCUUCAUCAGCGGCCUCCUGCACUGGAAGGCGGGAGGAGGAGACUCAACCGCUCACAUCCUGACAGGAGCAGAGGGGGAGGGGCAGAAGGAGGCGGAGCCAGCUGGGGAGGAGACGCCGUCUGGAACAGAAGAAGGUUCCUCAUCAGAGGUCAAAGUUCAGAGUCCCAUCAGUCACCUGGAGGACGAGCCGCGCUGCUGGGACGAGGCGCCGCUGUCCACCGCCGAGUCGUGGCAGGACGCUCUGUCCAAACGCUGCGUCUGCAUCUCCAACGUCGUGCGGGGCCUCUCCUUCGUCCCCGGGAACGACGCUGAAUUAUCUCGUCACCCCAGCCUGGUGUUGAUCCUGGGCCGGCUGCUGCUGCUGCACCACCGCCACCCCCGCAGGAGACGCACGCCGCCCGGCUACCAGCGGGAGGAGGGGCGGGGGCGGGCCUGCAGCCGAGACGAGUGGUGGUGGGACUGCUUGGCGUCGCUGCGGGAGAACGCGCUGGUGACGCUGGCAAACAUGGCGGGCCAGCUGGACCUGUCAGUGUUCCCCGAAGGCGUCAUCCUGCCCGUGCUGGAUGGCGUGCUGCACUGGAUGGUCUGCCCGUCCGCCGAGGCUCAGGACCCGUUCUGCUCGGCGGGGGGCAUGUCCUCGCUCUCGCCACAGAGGCUGGUC
Molecule: messenger RNA, 2993 nt
Organism: Labrus bergylta (ballan wrasse)
Lineage: Eukaryota; Metazoa; Chordata; Actinopteri; Labriformes; Labridae
Source: RefSeq, a predicted model, not a curated record